Messenger RNA from Rhopalosiphum maidis (corn leaf aphid), 716 nucleotides. RefSeq names its product histone H1A, sperm-like. The transcript has a single exon. Gene Ontology annotation, biological process: chromosome condensation; negative regulation of DNA recombination; nucleosome assembly. The coding region runs from base 34 to 657 and encodes 207 amino acids. Gene Ontology annotation, cellular component: nucleus; nucleosome. NCBI's taxonomy places the organism in Eukaryota, Metazoa, Arthropoda, Insecta, Hemiptera, Aphididae. Gene Ontology annotation, molecular function: nucleosomal DNA binding; structural constituent of chromatin; double-stranded DNA binding. The record is from RefSeq and is a predicted model, not a curated record.
AGUUACUGUACUACAUUUGACAUCAACUCUACCAUGACAGAAACCGUCAUUCCAGCCGCUCCGGCACCAGUCGUCGCAUCGCCUGCUGCGAAGAAGUCUCCGGCCAAGAAGAAGUCCGGUGCUGCUAAAGCAAAGAAGCCCGCUGCGUCUCACCCGACCACUUCCGUGAUGGUCACGUCUGCCAUCAAGGAACUCAAGGAGAAAAAAGGUUCCUCUUUGCCGGCUAUCAAGAAAUAUUUGGCUGCCAACUACAAAGUCGAUCCAGCCAAGCUGGCGCCGUUCAUCAGGAAAUUUUUGAAAGCCGCCGUCGCCAACGGUACAGUCGUGCAGACCAAAGGCACCGGCGCCUCUGGUCACUUCAAAUUACCGGUUGCCGAGGUUAAACCGAAAAAGGCAGCUGUAGUCAAGAAGAAGAAACCAGUCGUCAAAAAAGUCAAAGCCCCUGGUGCCGUGAAGAGAAAGUCGACGUCUGCUAAGAAGGUGAAGCCCGCUUCCGGCGAACCGGCAGCCAAAAAAGUCAAAAAGGCCGUCGCCGCUAAACCUAAGGCUGCCAAACCGAAGAAAUCCCCGGCCAAAGCGAAAAAACCUGCUGGAGCUGUCAAACCCAAAGCGAAGAAGACUCCUACCAAGAAAACAGCAGCACCCAAAAAGAAGUAAACUGUGGUCAAUCGAUCACACGCUCAUUUCUCCUCAACCGUUAAAACGGUCCUUUUCAG